AUGAUCAAUGCCUUUCUGGUCUUCAAUGGCCAGGGUCAGCCGCGCCUCACGAAGUUCUACACGCAGCUGGAGACGAGCAUCCAGCAGCGGCUGAUUUCCGAAAUCUUCGCCUUGGUGUCAAACCGGCCAAACGGCUCUUGUAACUUCUUGCCCCUGCCCCCUCUGCUGGCUGCGUCUGGCACCUCGCACUCGUCGUCCAAGGAGCAGAAUGACGUGCCGUCCCUCGUCACUUACCGCAACUAUGCGACGCUCUACUUCAUCAUAAUAUCCACCUCUACCGAGUCGCCCCUCGCCUUGAUCGACUUGAUCCAGGUAUAUGUCGAGGCCCUGGACAAGCUGUUUGAGAAUGUCUGCGAACUCGACCUCAUCUUCAAUUUCGAAACAUUACAUGCCACGCUGUCAGAAAUGAUCAUUGGCGGCGUAGUCAUAGAGACAAACCUGGACCGCAUAGUCUCGGGGGUCAGGGCACAGGGCACCGUGGCAAAGAGGCCUGUAAACGAAGGAAGAAGCACGGGAAUUGGUUCCGGCUUGGGCAUGGGUGCUAACUUCGCCUGGGCCGGCCGUUGA
Messenger RNA from Metarhizium album ARSEF 1941, 567 nucleotides. Its product is annotated as AP-3 complex subunit sigma. Lineage: Eukaryota; Fungi; Ascomycota; Sordariomycetes; Hypocreales; Clavicipitaceae. The record is from RefSeq and is a predicted model, not a curated record. Gene Ontology annotation, biological process: protein transport; vesicle-mediated transport. Gene Ontology annotation, cellular component: intracellular membrane-bounded organelle. The transcript is spliced from 2 exons. Bases 1 to 567 code for a protein of 188 amino acids.